ACAAAACAUUCAUUGUUACUGCAGAGAAAACAAUUGUACGUUUGGAUACGUUACGCAUUCUUAAGAUUAAAAUUGUGAAACGAUAGUAAAAAUGUGGGAACCAAUUUUAGUGGAAGAUAGUACGUAUUUAAAUCUAGUGCCAUCGUUAAGAGGAAUUUUAAAGAGUUUGAAUGAAAAGUCUACACAUCAGGAUUAUAUGGUUGCUUUGAUGAUUGUAUUAUUAGCAGAAGCUGGUUUUUACCUCUCAUCGAUAAAUAGUAACUCUUCACGACGUCCAGAUCUAAAGUCUCUCCAGAUACCAAAAGAUUGGAAAUCACAAGAGACAGGGGUGUACGAAAUGUAUUUUCAUUUGGAGACUGUUCCUGAUAUAAAAUGUAAACUACUUGUAACUACUUUAGGAAAUACGUUGAUUUGUAACUUUUUUUCUCUUAUGGAUGGAAGAAAAACUUAUAAUUUAUCUGUACCAACAUUGAAGUAUGUUAAUCCAUUUGCAAGUGAUAUUUGUGCACGAUAUUUAAACCUCAAACUGAUAUCUCACAGGUUUAAAGACACGUUAUCCACUCCAGUGCGUUCUGAUGUAUUAAUCAAAGCUGGAGUGAUGGGUCCUAGUCUUCAAGCUCUGCCAACCGAGUUAAAGUUGAAAAUUUUAAGAUUGUUAGAUGCUUAUAGUUUAACAAGAAUGGCACAGUGUUGUUCCGAAUUCCGUGAACUUUGUUCGGAAUCACAAUUGUGGAAGGAUUUGCUUCAUAGGGACUUUCCAAAGUACUCUGUCACAGCAGCAAUGCCUAAAGAUUACUAUCGUUUUAGAUAUAACAAUAGGAAACGAAAUCAGAGAAGACUGCAGGAAAGUAGAAUUCGUACUACAAUGUUUUAA
This is a messenger RNA of Eufriesea mexicana, 874 nucleotides long. RefSeq names its product F-box only protein 7. The transcript is spliced from 3 exons. Bases 92 to 874 code for a protein of 260 amino acids. Lineage: Eukaryota; Metazoa; Arthropoda; Insecta; Hymenoptera; Apidae. Gene Ontology annotation, biological process: positive regulation of autophagy of mitochondrion. The record is from RefSeq and is a predicted model, not a curated record. Gene Ontology annotation, molecular function: protein kinase binding.